Molecule: messenger RNA, 453 nt
Organism: Rotaria socialis
Lineage: Eukaryota; Metazoa; Rotifera; Eurotatoria; Philodinida; Philodinidae
Source: the annotation of a GenBank genome assembly
AUGGGUCAUAAAAGUUACACAGCUAAACGGGAACCUUUAAGGACACCUGCUCAAAUUAAAAAACGUUUAAAAUUUGCUAAAGAACAUCAAUAUUGGUUAAGUGAAUGGAACAAUAUUAUCUGGAGUGACGAAGCACAUUUUGAAUUAUUAAAUCGUAAAAAUGGUACUUAUGUUCGUCGUUCAAAAUCAGGAACGAAUCAGUCAUUCAAUUUCAUUCCACGUGUACAAGGUGGUGGAGGUAGUAUUAGCGCAUGGAAGUGCAUAGCUGGUGGUGCCCGUGGUCCACUUGUGAUUUAUAAUGGUAGAUUCAAUGGUCCUGCUUAUAUUAAUACAAUCAAAGAAGCAUUAUCUAUGUUUAUUCACAAUACAUUCGAUGCAGGCGAUCAAAAUUGGACUUAUAUGCAAGACAAUGCACCAUGUCAUACAUCAAAAUAUACAAUGAAUUGGAUGUAA